Messenger RNA from Trichomonas vaginalis G3, 1581 nucleotides. RefSeq names its product regulation of centriole replication. The record is from RefSeq and is a predicted model, not a curated record. Gene Ontology annotation, molecular function: protein kinase activity; ATP binding; protein binding. Bases 1 to 1581 code for a protein of 526 amino acids. Gene Ontology annotation, biological process: protein phosphorylation; regulation of cytokinesis; mitotic cell cycle. The transcript has a single exon. NCBI's taxonomy places the organism in Eukaryota, Parabasalia, Trichomonadida, Trichomonadidae. Gene Ontology annotation, cellular component: nucleus; centrosome; spindle pole.
AUGGAAAAACCUGCAGCAGCACCUGAUACUAUCAUCAGUAGUCUUCAUGGUCAUGCUUAUGUCUAUAAGAAGCAAGAUGUUCUUGGAAUUGGUGGAUUCGCAACUGUUUACAAAGUAUUUGAGAAAUCAACAAGCCAAGAAUACGCAAUGAAGGUAAUUCCAAAAGACAGAAUCACAAAACCAAAGGCGCAAGAGAGAUUAAAGCUAGAAAUCCAAAUUCAAUCAGCUUUGCAUCAUCCAAACGUUUUAAGGAGUUAUGGAGCAUUUGAAGAUGCAACAAACCAUUACAUAGUUACAGAAUUGUGUCCUGGCCUUUCAAUCCGCGAUCUUCUCAAAAAGAAAGGAAAUUUGACUGAAUUUGAGACUGUUAAGGUAAUUAAAGAUGUUCUUGAAGGUCUUGUGUAUCUGCAUGAUAACAGAGUCAUUCAUCGUGACAUCAAGCUUGAAAAUUUCCUCGUUGGCAAAGAUGGUCGAGUAAAAAUUGCAGAUUUCGGUCUAAGUACUAAACUAAGCUACGAUGAUGAGAAAAAGUAUACUGUUUGUGGAACACCAAAUUAUUUAAGCCCAGAAAUAUUGGCAGAUGCUUCAAAAGGUCAUAGUUAUGAAGUUGAUAUUUGGGCAAUCGGAGUUUCCGUUUAUGCAAUGUUAAUCGGACGCCCGCCAUUCCAAACAGCAAGGACAAAGCUUACUUACGAGCAUAUCAAAACUUGUUCUUAUCUUUUUCCUGUCGAACCAAAGAUUUCACAAGCCGCAAGAGAUUUUAUCAAAUCAACCCUUCAGAUCAAGCCUGAGCUCCGCCCAACUGCGCAAGAGUUGUUAUAUCAUGAAUUCAUUACACAAAUUAAUUCUCCUGAAUUUCAGGAAUGUAACAAGCAGAGUUUAUUAGAUAUAGCACAGGAAAAGCCAAAAAUCAUUAAACCAGUCACAAUUCCUCGUGAAAAUCCUCGUCCUGAUCAGCAAAAAGAAAAUGUUGACAAUAAUUGCAUAAAUGCAUUCCCAAUUAAAUGCACAGAAGCAACAAUGCCAAGAUAUUGCGUCUCCAGGUUCUGCGACCAUGCAGAAAAAUACGGAUUAGGAUAUCUUUUGAUUGAUGGAACGAUUGGAGCUUGUUUCAAUGAUUCAAGCAGAAUGAUCAUGGAUCCACACGAAGAAUUCGUUCAAUAUUGGCCGGAUUAUCAAACUUUUUUUCCUGAAAUUUUGAGUCCUCACGAUACAAAGUACUCGAAGAAACUUCUACUUAUUAGAAAGUUUUCUGAGAACUUAAAGACCAAUAGAUCCAUGUUCCAGCUUCCAACAAACAAAUAUAAAUCUAAUAUUCCUUUAAAGCACGUGAAAUACUGGAUUAGAACAGAUUAUGCAACACUUUUUAGGAUGGAAAACAGAGAUAUCCAAGUAAAUUUCACUGACAAAAUUAAAAUUGUCAUUUUCUGGUCAACAAAGAAAAUGAUGAUGCUAAGUUCAAUCAAGCAACCAGGAAAAUUGAUUGGACUUAACGAAUUGUACGAAGGAUCUCCAUAUCAUGAGGAACAUAAGAGAUUUGUAAUUGCAAAACAACUUCUUGAAGAAAUGAGUGCAAAAUAA